Messenger RNA from Colletotrichum chrysophilum, 528 nucleotides. RefSeq lists its product as uncharacterized. The coding region runs from base 1 to 528 and encodes 175 amino acids. The record is from RefSeq and is a predicted model, not a curated record. The transcript is spliced from 3 exons. Lineage: Eukaryota; Fungi; Ascomycota; Sordariomycetes; Glomerellales; Glomerellaceae.
AUGAAAGCCUGCAAGGUUCUCCUCCCGUUCACUCUCCUAGGCACUGCCCUGGGAGUCGAUAUGGCCAAGUACCAGGCUGGGUCAGGCGUCGACGCCUCUUUCGAGCCGUUCCUUGAGUCUUUGUACGCUUUCGCCGAAGACCACACCUCCACCGACACGUUCACGGACUUUUUCGUCCCGGACACGGGCCGUCUGAUUGUGCUCGAGAACACAGCGGAGGGACCGGACGCGAUUGUCAAGCUCAAGCAGGCUCUGCUCCCCACAACAGGCGAGAAGCAGUGGAACCAUCUGCCGAACGCUACGACGGUGCACUCGGAGACUUCUACCGAGAAGAUCUACAAUGUGCUCGGUGUUAUCCAAUCGCGAUUCACCGGUGGCAACUGCUCGGUUGCAUACUACUCUAGCCGCUUCACCGUGCUCAAAGACAGCGACGGAAAGGUCCGCAACGAGGCUCACAGCGGCUCGCUUGUGUUGUACGAUGACUACGUCGUCGACCCGCCUCAUUCGCCGACGAACAUUCCCUGCUAA